Molecule: messenger RNA, 768 nt
Organism: Lottia gigantea (owl limpet)
Lineage: Eukaryota; Metazoa; Mollusca; Gastropoda; Lottiidae
Exons: 5
Coding region: 1-768 (255 amino acids)
Biological process (GO): peptidyl-serine phosphorylation; autophagy
Cellular component (GO): cytoplasm
Molecular function (GO): protein serine/threonine kinase activity; ATP binding
Source: RefSeq, a predicted model, not a curated record
AUGGAAAUUGUGAUUCCGACGGAGAGGUUGAAGACAGUUCUAGAGAAUGGACAGGUCAAACAGCGUUCAGUGUUUGUAAACAAACAGCCUGAUCACAGAGAACUGGCGUCAGAAAUAAUACGUUCAGAUUGUAUUAACAAAGGUUAUCGUGUUGUCAAGAGCUUAGGAUCUGGUGCCUAUGCUAAAGUGAAACUUGCUGAAGUUUCUGUGUCUAAAUUAGCCAGACAUGCCUCAAUGGCUGAUCAUCUAGACACUGGAAAUCUACAGGUAGCAGUAAAGAUCAUACAGAAGAAAAUCGUGCCUCAGGAGUUUUUGAAGAAAUUUUUACCACGAGAACUUGAUAACCACAUUGUUUUGCCCCCACAUCCUCAUGUAGUACGGUGUUUUGAGCAAUUUUCAACCAGUGAUUUCACCUAUUUGGUUAUGGAGUAUAUGAGUAAUGGAGAUCUAUUAGAUAUGAUCAACCACAGUAUCAGUAAGAUUGAACGUGGUUUGGGGGAGGAUAUCAGUAAAAAGUUUUUCAAACAGAUUGCACUUGGUCUACGUCAUAUACAUCAGAAUGGAAUCGUUCACAGAGAUAUGAAAUGUGAAAAUAUUUUGAUAGAUGGAAAUAUAGAUGCAAAAAUCACAGAUUUUGGAUUUUCUUGUCGAUAUUACGAUAAAAGUGUCUUGUUGAGAACUUCGUGUGGAUCUUAUGCUUAUACUGCACCAGAAGUGAUCAAAAAUCAACCUUAUGAUGGAACUCGUGCUGAUAUUUGGAGUCUGUAA